CUUUUGGUUUUGUAUCAGUUCUGCAAAAAGUGCUUGGCUUUAGCAACUGAGCCCAACUCUUUUCUCUUUCCUUCCCUCAUUGACCUCAGAGGCGGAUUGCCAUGCUGAGUUUCCACUGUUCCCAGAUUGCACUGCUACUCCUGUCGCUGAGAGGUGCCAAAAACACUUCCAGUCAGAGAGACUGUGGCUGGCCCCAAAUGUUCUCCCCUCGGAUCAUAGGGGGGAAGAAGGCUGAUGAAGGGGAAUGGCCGUGGCAAGCCAGCAUACGAAAGAACAGGAUUCACAUGUGUGGUGGAAGCCUGAUUUCAUCCCAGUGGGUGGUGACGGCUGCUCACUGCUUUGAAGGACGACUGAAUCUACCUGAGUUCCGUGUAAACUUGGGAGAAUAUGAGCUUCCCAAACCUGCGCCCACCAUGGUCUCGUCUGCCGUCAGCCAGAUCAUAGUACACCCCUCUUAUGCCGGAGAAGGACUUAGUGCCGACAUUGCCCUGAUGCAGCUGAAGGAGGCAGUCAAUUUCUCCCGAACCAUCUUGCCUGUCUGCCUUCCAAGUACAUCUGACCCGGACACUUUCCCUGUAGGGAUGGUGUGUUGGGUUACUGGCUGGGGCCUCAUCUCUGCAGAUGGCUACUUCAUUGCUCGGUCCUUGCAGGAGCUGGAAGUGCCAAUCCUGGGCGUUGAGGAAUGUGACCAAAUGUUUCAUGAGGACUCCAAUGGCACGGAGACGGUCCCUCAGGGCCACCGGUUGAUCUACAAAGACAUGAUCUGUGCUGGGUACCCAGAUGGAAAGAAGGACACUUGCCAAGGUGACUCUGGGGGGCCCUUGGUCUGCAAGCAGAAUGGCAUUUGGUUCCUGGCUGGAGUGGUGAGUUUUGGGUUGGACUGUGCAAAGCCCAAGCGACCUGGAAUCCACACACGGGUGACCUCUUACCUGGAUUGGAUUCAACACACCAUGUCAGAGAAAGCAGCCCACGGUGGUAGUGCCCAUCUCUUGAGUGCCAGUUCUGUCACCCUCUUGCUUUAUGUCUUCUCCUGGGCUUGACCAACAGCCUUUGGUGACCCAUGUUGCCUCCACCCACUGGGUUUCAGAAUAGCCACCUUGUGUCAACAUGCAGGUUGGCUCGACCAGCUUAGAAUGAACCAAACCUGGUCUUUGUAGGUUGAGCUUGAGUAGGGGACAUUAAGUACAUAAGAAGAGUCCUGCUGGAUCAGACCAAAGGGCCAUCUAGUCCAGCACCCUGUUCUCAUAGUGGCCAACCAGAUGCCUAUAGGAAACCAGGAAGUAGGACAUGAAUGCAACAGCAAUUCUCCCCACGUAUGAUUCCCAGCAACUGGUAUUUAGAGGCAUACUAUGUCUGAAUAUCUUAAAUAGCUUUUAAAAAACAUUUUAAUGAGCUUUUCCACCAUCUGAAAGAUUGGCACAUUGCCAUCUUUAUCCCCGUUUUUUUCAGGUGAAGAGCAACAAAGUUGAACUGAAAGAGAAAUGCAUGGCAACAGAAACAAAAACAAGGAACUUGAGCUGAUUUUUUUUUAAAGAAAUAAACAGAACAAGUGGAUCCUGUUCAGUAGCAGUUGGUGGGUGGUGCAGGAAGGGGAAAAAUUCAGCAAUAUGUAAUAAAGUGUCAUUUUUACUUGGGAUGAAAAUAUCCACACAACUUUGGCAUUGAUCUAUCAAGCUGCAAAUUCGUAGGACAGUGUAACGAAACCACUUGUUGGGAACUAGUAUUAAAUGUGUCACAGGUUGGAAGGAGUUAAUGGAAUGCCUAGGAGUAUGAGUGAUGCAAGACUGCCAGGUGGGAGGGGGUGUGUGAGUGAGAGUUCUAAGAGAGGUUUGAAUGAAAGACGGUUGGUUUGGAGAGUGAGGAGUUCUUGU
This is a messenger RNA of Rhineura floridana, 1871 nucleotides long. RefSeq names its product serine protease 33-like. The transcript is spliced from 6 exons. NCBI's taxonomy places the organism in Eukaryota, Metazoa, Chordata, Lepidosauria, Squamata, Rhineuridae. Gene Ontology annotation, molecular function: serine-type endopeptidase activity. Gene Ontology annotation, biological process: proteolysis. The record is from RefSeq and is a predicted model, not a curated record. The coding region runs from base 102 to 1040 and encodes 312 amino acids.